AUGCGUCUCAAGCUAAUCUUGGCUUAUGGAAGCAUUGCUGCCAUCUAUGGGCCUAGAAACCUCACCGUCAGCUUCAGUUUCGACGCCCGAAAGCAUGCUCAGUCCAAGCUCAUCAGAGUCCACAUCACUCACUUCAACACCAUUGUCAACACCUUCAUCGACACCUUCAUCAAUAUAUGUAUCGACACCUACGUCGACGCCUUCGUCCAACACUUUAACAACACCUGCAUUAAGCAGUACCCUAAGUACCGACAGCAGCGCUUCUCCGUCAUCGAGUGCUAUCGAAUCUACAUCUCUGCCAGUUACCUCGACUACAGCUGUUUCCACUACCAGUUCGACAUCCUCUGCCCCUACAUCGACGAUUACUACCCCGGCUGA
Molecule: messenger RNA, 378 nt
Organism: Clonostachys byssicola
Lineage: Eukaryota; Fungi; Ascomycota; Sordariomycetes; Hypocreales; Bionectriaceae
Source: the annotation of a GenBank genome assembly